Xenopus tropicalis (tropical clawed frog) is the source of this 2532-nucleotide messenger RNA. RefSeq names its product anoctamin 10 like (gene ano10l). The record is from RefSeq and is a predicted model, not a curated record. NCBI's taxonomy places the organism in Eukaryota, Metazoa, Chordata, Amphibia, Anura, Pipidae. The coding region runs from base 337 to 2253 and encodes 638 amino acids. The transcript is spliced from 14 exons. Gene Ontology annotation, cellular component: membrane.
UACCUGAACAGACCUGUCCAGCCAGUCACAUAUCACUUCAGUAGUUUACAACCGAAAGUCACUCAAACAAGCAAAAAGGAUUUCUCUGCAGAGUUUACCUGGGAUUUUUUAAAUCUUGCUCUUAUUUUAUGCAGAAGAAAUUCAGGAGAAAAUCAGUAUGUAUUGGUCUGCCACUGUGCUGUAAAACUACACAUGGGGCAUGCGUUUAUCUAAAACCACUGCACUAAGAGCUAAGCAAAGAGAAAAGAGAGAACACGACCAUCCAGCUAUUAUGUGACAGAUGAUGCUUAUGCUGCUCGGAAGGAGACAUCCUUCAGAGAUAUAUAUGAAAACACAAUGGGAUCAUGGACUGCAAUUCGCUGUCAGUGCUGUGUGAUGCCCACUAUCCAAACACUUGCUGUAAUCAGACUAAGAGAAAGCAUCAAACCCGAGACAAAGAAGUGGCUGAUAUCUGUCCUGGAAUCUCCAACAAACCAUGGGGGUGCACACAUUUUGGUUCAUCCAGGUGAAGAUGAUGAAGAUGAUAUACUUCUACUCUCUGCCACUGAAUGUUUACUGCUGCAGACAACAGAAUGUUUGGGUCUGGCCAAAGCUGACCAUUACAAGUCAAUAACCACAUUUUCCUAUAAGCACAGAAAUAACUUUUUAAACUCAGAAAAAAUAAACAUCUUCCUAACAUUUGCCGAGCAGCAGUUUUUACUGAAGUAUGAAGUGGAAAAUCUAAAAAUACUACAAGAGACCUGCCUCCCAGGAUACCCUGAAUAUCGACUGUAUCCUGGACAGCAUGUUGUUCAUUUUCUGCAAAAGUGGGGGAUUAUUGUCAAAUUCUACCCAGUUCAUGAUAAAGAAAAAUUAAAGCUUUUGCAGAAGAGGUGGUACAAAGAAAUAAGUCUGGCUCCUCAACCUAUUGAUACUGUGCGUGCUUAUUUUGGAGAGCCCAUUGCAUUAUAUUUUAGUUUUCUAGGAUUCUUCACUCUUUCUCUCAUCGCUAUGGUGCUUCUUAGUUAUAUUCCAGCUUUCCUUCAAGACUCAUCAGACAAAUACAUUAUCUUUGCCGUGUUUAAUGUUCUCUGGUCCACUGUCACCUUGGAACUGUGGAAGCGGCAUAGUGCUACAAAAGCUUAUUUCUGGGGCACGCUAAACUUGAAGAAAUAUUUAAAACUUCCUCGAGCUGAGUUCUGGGGCACACUGAUUAAGAACCCCAUAACAGGAAGGCUGGAACCCCACUAUCCACACUGGAAGAGGAAAAUGAGGAUUUUCUUUGUGACAGUACCUUCCGUGUGCAUUUUCUUGGCAAUUGCUAUUGAUGGGAUGGAUAUGUACCUUUACUGGGAAACAUGGAUUAAACAUUGGUACAAACAAAACACCAGCAAAGUGGCAGUAAUAGGACUAUACCUACCUAGUAUUUGCUACACACUUUUCAUGGAAAUUUUAAAUUCUGCAUACAUGAAAGCGGCCACAGCUUUAACAGAAUUUGAAAAUCACAGGCUUGAGUCUUCUUUCCAAAAUCACCUAACCAUAAAGGUACUUGUGUUCCGCUUCAUCAACUGUUUUGGACUCUUACUUUAUAUAACCUUCUGUCUGCAAGAUCUUCAGCUCCUUAGAAAGCGCCUCUCCUCUCUUCUUAUUGUGUCUCAAGUAAUCAACCAAUUUAACGAGUCAUUACUUCCGUACCUGAAACAGAGGCUUAAACUUGACUCUGUUUGGGUAAAAAAGUCCAAAGUAGACACAUAUCCCUUUAUUGAUGAAGUUGUUUCUGAAGGAGACAUGUAUUCUUACCCGGGCUUAUUUGAUGACUAUAUGGAGCUUUUGGUCCAGUUUGGCUAUGUCAGCCUUUUUUCCUCUGUUUAUCCUCUGACCGCUGCCCUGCUGAUUUUAAAUAAUAUCACUGAGAUCCGAACAGACGCUUUUAAGUUAUGCCAGAUAUUCCAGAAACCUUUUUCAUACCCAGCAGCAAGCAUUGGAGUUUGGCAGACUGCAUUUGAGACUCUUGGAUUUCUCUCUGUCAUUACCAACUGUUUCCUUGUUGCUAUCUCACCAGAGAUACAGGCUGUUUGUAAGAAGUAUGAAGUGGGACCAGAGAAAAUACUGCUCUACAUGCUUGCUGCUGAGCACAUACUUAUCAUUCUCAAAAUGAUUUUGGCAUUUGCAAUUCCUGAUAAACCAGCUUGGCUGCAACUGAAAAUUAUGCAGAUGGAGUAUCGUUCCCAGGAAGCACUCAAAAAGAUGCCCUUACAAGAUAUUUCCAAUUAGCAGAAAUGUCAGGACAAAGGCAAAUCAAGAAAAAGUGACUGUUGCCUACUAUGAACAUAAUUACUGACAUAGUCUGGGGACCUUAUGCAUUGAAUGAAUAUGGAUACCCUUAAAGAGAUGGUUUCCCUUUAAGUUAACUUCAUUAUUUAUUUUUUAUACUUUUUGAAUUAUUUCCCUUCCUUUUCUAUAGCUAUAAAAACUGAUGUUCUGUGAGGCUACAAUUUUAUUAUUAUUGUUACAUUAUUAUUACUUUAUAUUCCUAUUCAGAUCAUCCUCCUA